UUGUUGGGACAUAUAAGUGAUAACUACGUUACCAACUGGCAACGCUACACAUUGCUAUUUUGAUUGCUGCACCAAUCGGAUUGUUUGCCUUGCUGCCGGCAAUUGUGUUUUUGUUGUGCGUACUUGGCGCCAAUGGACGAGGAUACAGUGUCUAUAAUUGUCACUGUGCUUAAUGGCGAAAAGUGGGUUGACAAUUGUUUUCGGUCGAUACUCCAACAGUGCACAGCUGUGCAUAUGCAAAAAAAGCAGCAGCAGCAACAAAAAACACAACAACAACACCAGCAAUCAAAACAAAUGCAUCGAGAACAACAUAAGCAUGUGGACCAUGAGUUGUUGUUGUUGUCAACUGAGCAAGCAGCAGCGGAAAAGGUGGAACGUGAAUGUGUGUUUCAAAUUGAGGUUUGUGUCUUUGAUGAUUGCAGUACAGAUGGCACGGCGGAAAUAUUGACAUUUUGGCAGCGGAAAUUUCACAGACAUCGGAUACGGAUGCAUAUAGUACGCAAUGAAAGUGAAAAGCCAAAGGGAGUGGGUUAUGGACGCAAUCGCGCGAUAGAGAUUGCCAGUGGCACAUAUUUGUGUUUUCAAGAUAUUGACGAUGAAAUGCUGCCAACGCGUAUACAAAUGCAAUAUGCAUUGGCUUGUUGCAAUAAAGAUGCGCUUAUUGGUUGCAAAUUUGUACGCACACCCGCGAAUUCAACAUGUCGCUUCACACGUUGGGCAAACGAUCUCGACGAUUCAAAACUAGCUUUACAAAUAUACACAUCUAAUGGUCCGACCGUGAUUAUGCCUACAUGGCUAUGUCAUAGAAAAGUUUACGAUCGAAUAACGGGUGGUUUCAGCGAACAUGGUCAUGGCACACCAGAAGAUUUAAUAUUUUUCUAUGCACACUUAGAUGGCGGUGGGCGCGUAUUGCGCGUUAAUGAGUGCCUACUACUGUAUCGCUAUCAUCCAGCGGCAACUACAUUCUCAAUUGUUGCUGAAACGAUUUGGCAAUUACGUAUGCAACAUUUACUAGCGCACGUGUUGUUCCGGGAACCGUGGAGCAAUGGUUUCACCAUUUGGAAUGCGGGCAAGUGUGGACGUAAAUUUUUUCGCGAUUUACCGCAGGCUUUCAAGUGCAAUGUGCGUGCCUUUUGUGAUGUGGAUGAAAAGAAAAUUAACAAAACUUACAAUCACUACGAUGAGAAAAUGCAUCGUUUCACUUACUCAGUGCCCAUUAUACACUUUACACAAGCGCGUCCUCCGCUGCUGAUUUGUAUGAAAUUGGAUAUCACUAAUGGUGAUUUUGAGGCGAAUUUAAAUAGUUUAAAUUUAAUUGAAGGCAGAGAUUACGUACUAUUUACAUAAACUAUAAUGUGGUGAAAGUGUUGUGCAUUAUUUUAAAUAUAUUUAUUG
This is a messenger RNA of Ceratitis capitata (Mediterranean fruit fly), 1395 nucleotides long. RefSeq names its product UDP-GlcNAc:betaGal beta-1,3-N-acetylglucosaminyltransferase-like protein 1. Bases 133 to 1347 code for a protein of 404 amino acids. Lineage: Eukaryota; Metazoa; Arthropoda; Insecta; Diptera; Tephritidae. The record is from RefSeq and is a predicted model, not a curated record. The transcript is spliced from 6 exons.